Messenger RNA from Dictyostelium purpureum, 279 nucleotides. RefSeq lists its product as uncharacterized. The record is from RefSeq and is a predicted model, not a curated record. Lineage: Eukaryota; Evosea; Eumycetozoa; Dictyosteliales; Dictyosteliaceae. The annotation marks the transcript as partial. The transcript has a single exon.
CCAUCCUCUGUAGAAACAUUAACAUUUGGUAAUCAAUUUAAUCAACCUCUAUCAGCCGGUGUAAUACCAUCCUCUGUAAAAACAUUAACAUUUGGUUUUAAAUUUAAUCAACCUCUAUCAGCCGGUGUAAUACCAUCCUCUGUAGAAACAUUAAUAUUUGGUUUUAAAUUUAAUCAACCUAUUUCAGCUGGUGUAAUACCAUCCUCUGUAAAAACAUUAAUAUUUGGCGAUUGGUUUAAUCAACCUCUAUCACCCAGUGCAAUACCACCAUCCGUAGAA